Sinocyclocheilus anshuiensis is the source of this 1741-nucleotide messenger RNA. It is a transcript of the gene rnf126, whose product is annotated as ring finger protein 126. The record is from RefSeq and is a predicted model, not a curated record. Lineage: Eukaryota; Metazoa; Chordata; Actinopteri; Cypriniformes; Cyprinidae. Gene Ontology annotation, cellular component: cytoplasm. Gene Ontology annotation, molecular function: ubiquitin protein ligase activity. Gene Ontology annotation, biological process: protein ubiquitination. The transcript is spliced from 9 exons. The coding region runs from base 85 to 1014 and encodes 309 amino acids.
UCCGUACGCACAGCACUAGUUCUUGCUCCGUUCGGGCUUCCAUACUUCGCCUCGUUCUGGCUCUCAGUCGGUCCUGCAGCGAAGAUGGCGGAAGCUCCCCCGCGGCCCUGCCGGUUCUUCUGUCACCGGUGCUCGGAAGAGAUCAGCCCUCGGCUCCCGGAUUACAUCUGUCCGCGGUGUGAGUCCGGCUUCAUCGAGGAGUUGCCAGGAGAGGGAAGUGCAGAGAAUGGGUCCACAUCUACAGCCUCUAAUGAUCAGAACCGGCCCUCGUUUGAGAAUGUGGACCAGCACUUGUUUACGUUCCCGCAUGGUUAUGGCCAGUUUGCUCUGGGGAUCUUCGAUGAGGGCUUCGACUUCAGGGCGGGUUUGUCAGCAGAAGAUAACCGUGAUGCAGAGAACCGCAGAGAGCGGGAGAUGGCCUCACGACAGCGCUACGGGGCCAGACAGCCACGGGGACGACACGUUCCCCGAAGACAAGGAGCGCGGCAUGAGGGUGUACCCACUUUAGAAGGAAUCAUUCAGCAGUUAGUUAAUGGAAUUAUUGCUCCGACGGCUAUGCCAAACAUGGCGAUGGGGCCAUGGGGAGUGCUGCACUCAAACCCAAUGGAUUACGCAUGGGGUGCCAAUGGAUUAGAUGCCAUCAUAACACAGUUAUUAAAUCAGUUUGAAAAUACGGGUCCCCCUCCGGCAGACAAAGAGAAGAUUAAGAAUCUCCCAACAGUCCAGAUAACACAGGAGCACGUUGGUGCUGGUCUAGAGUGUCCUGUCUGUAAAGAAGACUACAGCGCAGGAGAGAAUGUUAGACAGCUUCCUUGCAAUCACCUCUUUCAUAACGACUGUAUAGUUCCCUGGCUCGAGCAGCAUGACACGUGUCCGGUGUGCAGGAAGAGUUUGAGCGGGCAGAACACAGCCACAGAUCCGCCUGGCCUGUCAGGGAUGAAUUUCACCCCCUCUUCCUCCUCCUCUUCCUCCUCCAGCUCUCCAGGCAACGAGAAUUCCACCAAUAACUCGUAAGAGCUCAGCCCACAUCCUGAACACAUCAACACGUCGUCAUCAUCAUCAUCACCAUCUCAGCGCCGCGUCGCGCCGGCCUGGCCCACACCACACCACACCGUUUCCCCUCCACCGGUGAUGGAUCCACGACACGGUGGAACCAGGGCUGAACGCAAACCUCAGAACCUGCCCAUCACUACUAACACACCUCUACCAGCCCCUGAAGCGGGUCCAGACAGGUCAGAGAGCACGCCAAACCCCCAAGAGAAAAAUACACUCUUCUAUUGCUUCAGACAGCGUUUCGUUGCUUUUUUUACACCGUUGAACUUCAGAGGUUCUUCAACUGCAGAACUUCAGAAUGCCUCAAGGUUUGGGCGGCACCUGUCCUCGUGACGUGGUUUUAAUCAGCAGAAAGCGUGAGGAAAAGAGGAAGAGGAUGUUACGCAACGCAGUGCCUGAUCUGAAGACACACUGAGUCGAACUGCAUUUUAGAAGCAGACUUUGUGUCUCUCGAGAGGGACGCGUGAUCAAGUAGAACCUUUUUUUAUCAUUUGAUUUUUAUUUUAUGGAUAAAAGUGGCUGAUAUGUGAACGUGCGUAUGGGUGAAUCUCACAAAACCAGUCACAUUUCACCUCAAAAUCAGAAGAAAAAAAAGAAACUAUUAUGCUAAAGCCUAUUUUAGAACCACCAAUAACUUUACUUUUGAAUUUUUUUAUACGUUUUUGAAAAUUGUUAUUUUCAUGACAAU